AUGGCGCAAUCCUCCCAUCCCAAUCUGCAUCAUUCAGGGGGCUCCUCUCCAGCCGGUUCAUUCCAGGCUGCUGCCAUACCGCCCCCAGUAGCAAUCGUCGAAACACUUGUCUCCCAUCUAGUGGCUGCCAAACGAUCCCUCGGCAGCAUCCCCCUGGUUCACCGCGCUACAACCAUCCUCUCCGAGGCACGUGCCGCUGUUGAGUCCACCACUGCUCUCCUGGCCAAAACAGCCUACCUCCGUCGCUCGCUGGCUGCCCAGUUGAAGAUCCUCCGUGGCAUUCAGUUUGAGUUGGAAGCCGCUGCCCAGUCCGCUCAAUUCGAAUUUCAAGCUGUCAUAAAGGAGCUAGACAAUACUGAUGCAAGAUUAUUCCAAUGCAUAGACCUCUUGAAACAAACCCAAAUCGAGGAGGCAUUCAGCCCAUAUCCCCAGUUGGAAGAUGUAUCCGGCACCACUAAAAAGACCCUGCACGACUUUGUCGAUGACCAGGGGGUGGAGACCAUCAAGGAUGCCAUGAAAAUAGCCAUUGACAGUGUACAAAACACUCAGCAUGAGAUGAAUCAAUCCAUUCAGACUCUUGAAGAGGAUUUGCAAUCCGUCAAUGAAGUUCUCAAUAAUCGGAUAGAAUCAUCAGGAAUCGAGAGUGAGUUACAAUUUCUCACUAUCCCCAAAGUGCUUUCAUUACUUGAGAACAAUGCGAGAGAAAUGGCCCAUGGGCUAGAAAGCCUGGCAACUCACUUUGACAAUUGUGUCCGGGUCAUCAAGCACACAGAAGGCGGUGGAGAGGCUAUCGCCCAGACCAUGAGCGCUGAAGGUUUGCCAGAUGCAGUUGGCACAGACAUUCACGCCCUGCAAGAUCCAGCACAGCCCAUGAGCGAAGAGGAACUUGUGGAGCUGCUCGACGUGGUCGAAGGCGAUGCGGCAGAAGUUGAUGAGGUCGUCUUGGAACUCCAUGACCGCAAUACUGAAAUGGAGAGCCAACUUGAGAGAGUAAUCCUAUGGCGAGAAAGACAGGAAACGGCCCACAACGACGUCGCAACCGCAUUCAAACUCGUCGAAAAGAUUGGCGGUCGCCUCUCUGGCUACGUCGCGGAAGCGGCUCGCCAUUCCAUGCGCUGGGUCGAAGAGCGAGCCAAGAUCGAAGACGGAAUCGGCGGUAUGGAAGAAUUAUGCGACUACUACGCCAAUUUCCUGCAUGCCUACGACGGAUUAAUCGUUGAGGUCGCCCGACGUAAGACGGUCAAGAAACAAAUGGAGCGGGUCAUCGCUGAUGCCCACGAGAAGCUCGAGCAGCUCUACGAACAAGACCGUACGCAGCGUUUAGAGUUCAAAAACGACCAGGGAGAAUUCCUCCCUAGCGAUAUUUGGCAUGGCGUCAACAGUCUGCCGCCUAGGUACGUGAUCUCCAGAUCAGAUGACGACAUUGCCGGGGCAGGUGGUGCGACCAGUAUACCAGAUCUGCCGAGAAAGACGGUCGAGGACGCGUUGAAACGCCUCAAGGCUGGCGUGCGAGGUUUACCCUGA
Exophiala bonariae is the source of this 1524-nucleotide messenger RNA. RefSeq lists its product as uncharacterized. Gene Ontology annotation, biological process: autophagy of peroxisome; autophagy of mitochondrion; piecemeal microautophagy of the nucleus. The transcript has a single exon. NCBI's taxonomy places the organism in Eukaryota, Fungi, Ascomycota, Eurotiomycetes, Chaetothyriales, Herpotrichiellaceae. The record is from RefSeq and is a predicted model, not a curated record. The coding region runs from base 1 to 1524 and encodes 507 amino acids. Gene Ontology annotation, cellular component: Atg1/ULK1 kinase complex; phagophore assembly site. Gene Ontology annotation, molecular function: molecular adaptor activity; protein kinase activator activity.